GCAGAGAGAGGAGCGUCAGCAGCCUGCGUGUCUCCUCAGACGCUGAGGGGAGUAGCUGAGGAAGGAGGAGGAGGGUGAGGAGAAAGGAGGUGGGGAGGAUUUCAGCACGGGAGCUGUUCAGUGCUGCUUGUGGAGGAGUCUGGAGCUGAAAUAAGAGGGGCUGUUGCGUCCGGCUGUACGUUUUCCUGCGGUGAGACUCAGGGGAUAAUAAACUGCUGUCAUUCAUUUUCCCUGCGGGGCUGCAGACGGGGCCAGCCGGCGCGCGCACACUUCAUUCCUGCCAAGUCCUGCAAUGCUGGACGGCCGGGAUUGAGACGGGAAGGGUAACGUGUCCGGCAACAGCCAAUCUGUCCCCGUUACGGAUGAACAUUCACUUCAUCUGGUUCCCCGACCGUCAGACACUCAGGCAUUGCAGUGAUUUCCAAAUCACAGUCUGCUGAAGCCAUGGGAGUGCUUAUGUCAAAGAAACAGCAGGUGGAGAAGGUGCAGAAAUGCAGCGCCGUCGUCUCUGCCUUUCAAGCGGGACUUAAAGAACGUGCUGCUAAACCUACUGAAGGGGAUGCAGAGGAACAUGAAGCUCCUGCCAAAACAUCAGUCAGCACUGAUGAGAAAAACACAGAUGAGGAGAAACAGGAGGAGACUGACAAUCACGCCGGCCCGUCGACCUCCCAACAGGCCUCGGCUCCAGUCAGGGAUGAAUGUAAAGUCAACCAGGAGGCUUGGUCAAGGUUACGGGACGGAAAGGGAGUAGAGCCAGAGGAAUUAGACAAAACUCAUCAGCUUACUCCUCCUGCUUUUGUGCGACCAAAAAGGGAACCUGAUGAUGAUCAGCCAAUUGAGAUUGAGCUGGAAAAGAAAGAGCAGCCACCCAGCGAUGAGAUGUGCGACGUUUGUGAGGUGUGGACGGCCGACGACUUGUACACCUGCAGGAUCUGCACGCGAGUGUUUCACGACGGCUGCUUGAGGGAGCUGGGCUACCUGCGAGCUGAGGCCCUGCAGGAGAUGAAAGAUACAGCCCACACUGAUACUGGCUGGAGUUGCUACUACUGUGACAAUGUCAACCUUCUCCUGACAGAAGAAGAGAUGUACAGUCUAAUGGAGAUGUUCAAGCAGUGUAAGAUUAUCCCAGAGUCAUGCCUGGUGUCAGACGAGUUGCUGCAGUACCGCCACAUUGUGUCCAAGCAGCAGUUUGAUAAGGAUCUGAGUGAUGAGCAGGAGGAGGAAGUCCUGGCUCAGUUUGCAUCUCUAGAUCCUGAGAAGAAGGGCCACAUCGAAUGGUCAGACUUCCUCUACUUUGAGUCUCUGGCUGUUUUGAGGAAGUUUCGGUCUGAGAACUCAUUGGUGCGUCUGUUGACUGCAAAAGAGAGAGACAAGGCCAGGUCAGUUUUUCUUGGUUUGGCCAUGGAUAAAGAUGGUGUGAUCACACGAGCAGAAUGCCGUCAGGCCCAGCAGUCCUGGUUCAACAAGCUCAAAGACCCUCAGUCUUGCAACGUCAGACUCAUGGGAUUCUGCUCUCCUAUGAAUUGUGGCAUCAGUCAUGUUGGUCCCAUCUGUGAGAGCAGCCCCGCCAGCUCUGGCAGUGAGAGAAGCAAGACUGAUGAAAACAGGCCAGUGACCUGGGCAGACUUUUUAAGGGAGAGUGCCAUCUACAUCCUGGCUGCACGGCCCAAUAGUUCUGCCAUGCACAUCCGGAUGCCUCUAUAGUCUGAGUUCCUCUGCUGAAGCCUGCAGAAAGAGGAAGACAGUCCACGGAUGAGUGGGAGAAGACAGACACGCUGACAUGAUGGCAUGAGGAUGGAAACUAAAGAAACUGGGGGAAGCACUGAGUAAUAGCAGAUGACAUGAUGAACAGAAAAGCUCCUCUUCUGUGUCACUUCUACACCAAAAGACAGACAACACACACCACGUUUGAUUCAGUAGCUAUCAUGGGUCCAAACCAUGAGAGUUUCCAACUUUAUGUAACAAAUAUAACUUGACAGAUGCCCGUUUUUAUUGACAAUCCUGCGUAAACUCCAGGAUGCUCACAACAACACUAUUCUGUGUGAGCUGCAUAACACACCUAUCAUGUGAGUGCAUUAAUGAGACAGGCUGUUACUCUUUCAAGUAUUCAUCACUUUGGGUGCCAUUGUUCUAUUCAAAAUCAAUGACGCUAUAAUGGGCUUGUGCUUCACUAUUAAGAAGUUCAACACGCGGCACAGAGGCCAUUGCAAUUCCUGCUAUUCACACGUAACAUAAGAGAACCGCUACACAUACCAGUAUCAGUUAACAUGCAUUUUAAAAAAGCUGUAUUUAUUCCUGUAUGAUGUAUUCUCUGUUCCUCCCAUUUUCAUCCAAACCUGUGUUGUCCUCAAACACUAACUGUGAAAAAGAAGUGAACAUUAAUGAAAGUUAACCCUGUAUAUAUGCACUACCAUAGAGUAUGUAUUGCUCCUGUCGCGCUCUCAAGAGUCACGCUACGAUGAGGUGAAAAUUGCUUGUGCCCCCCUAAGCACACCAAUUGCACCUGCCAAAUGAAUGAGAUGCAUUUUAAUUAUUGUUUGACAUAAUCACUGUAAUGAAAGGAAAGUGUAACAUGAGACGUAUAUACACAUGUAUAUAUUUAGCCUUUGCUAACGAGCAGAAACAUUUAAGAACCUGUAAUGAGAAGUUCUAUUAUUAAAGCAUUCUAUAAAACGAUGGCCUGUAAAUGAGACGUCCUUUUAAAUCACUGGGCAUUGUGUAGUGUUUAUGAAGGUUGUGUGUCAUGUCAUCAUAAUGAAUAAAGAAGAGAAAUGAAAGGAAACAUGCUGGUCAGAGAGAUAUGUCUUGUUGAAAUAAAUGCUGAACAUUUGCACA
Messenger RNA from Nothobranchius furzeri (turquoise killifish), 2835 nucleotides. It is a transcript of the gene phf24, whose product is annotated as PHD finger protein 24. Gene Ontology annotation, molecular function: transcription corepressor activity. The record is from RefSeq and is a predicted model, not a curated record. Gene Ontology annotation, cellular component: nucleus; cytoplasm. NCBI's taxonomy places the organism in Eukaryota, Metazoa, Chordata, Actinopteri, Cyprinodontiformes, Nothobranchiidae.